AUGUCUAAACUAGUCAAUUCACAAAAUGUACACAAAAAUCGUAAAAACUCCAAUAAGAAAGAUUGGGCGUACAGCAAGUUUAUACGCCAGCUUUCAAAAUCAAUGACAAAAAAUUUAAAAAAGCACAAAACUGAUAAACUUAAAUCAAAGAUUGAUGGCUUCAACCCACUGAGUCAGUUUCCAGUGUACAAUGCUCAAAAUGUAUCCCGAGUUUUACUGUUGGGAUAUUUUCGCUCUGGAUCAUCUUUUGUGGGAGAUCUGUUGCAACAAAACUGGAAAACCUUCUAUUCGUAUGAACCAUUGCACUUUAUGACACAAGCAAAUCGCAUCGGCCCAANGAACUGGAAAACCUUCUAUUCGUAUGAACCAUUGCACUUUAUGACACAAGCAAAUCGCAUCGGCCCAAAGAACGUGACUGAUGCGCUCAAUUUGAUCUCGGCCAUUUUUAACUGUGAUUUUAAGUUCAACAAGUACGACCCUAUGAGGUUCAAGAAAGAUCCGUUUUUACUUCAGUGGAAUAAAUUCCUUUGGAAUGUUUGUCGUUUUCGUCCUGACACAUGUUUUGAUGUCGAUUACAUCAGUGAUGUUUGUGUACGCUCAAAAUAUAACAUCAUCAAACUUGUUCGUUUACCCGUCAAACAUUUAGAAACUCUUUGGAAACAAAUUGAGCAUCUAAAUGUCAAAAUCGUGUAUCUUGUUCGUGAUCCUCGUGGUGUAUACAACUCGCGAAAAAAUGUGGAUUGGUGCAAAAAAGACAAGGUAUGUCGAAGCAUCUCCAAUAUUUGUCAAGAGAUGCGUAAAGAUUUAAACGAUUAUGAGCGACUCAAAGCACUGAUGGGCGACAAUUUGAUGCUGGUCAAAUAUGAGGACAUAUCCUUGGAUCCACUGAACAUGAGCAAAGAGCUUUUUGGCAAACUGAAUCUAGUUUAUUCCCCCAGUGUUGUGAGGUUUCUGACGUCCCACACCAAAUCACGCCGUCGUGGUGACUCCAAGAAGCUUUACUCAACAUAUCGAGCCAACUCCAAUUUCACUGCUUUUCACUGGACGCGUAAGUUGGGCUCAAAGGAGAUAACUCGCAUUCAAAGCAGCUGCAGAGAUGUCCUAGAACGGUUAAACUACAAGUUUGUCUAG
This is a messenger RNA of Rhagoletis zephyria (snowberry fruit fly), 1131 nucleotides long. Lineage: Eukaryota; Metazoa; Arthropoda; Insecta; Diptera; Tephritidae. The record is from RefSeq and is a predicted model, not a curated record.